AUGGAGACGCUGCGGUUAACCACGAAGGCUUUCAAGGUAGGAGCGCUGCUUGUACCGUCACGGAAGCAUAUUGCACACAGGAGUGACCUUUUUCGCCCGAUUGGAGCGAAAGCUCGGUUUGCGACUCAGACGCACAGCGAAGCCGCCGGGGACUCUCCCGUCACCAAGGCUGCGUUCCUGGAGCGCUGCACUCUAGACCACGUGCCAACUCGAGGUUUCUCCCUGGAGGCACUGCAAGCAGCGGCCGAGGAUGUCGGACUGUCGCCUGCAUGGGUUGCUCGUUUCGAUCGAGGCCCUGUGGAGCUCGUCGAAUGGUGGCGUGAACACGAACUGCGAACCGCGCGGGUCCUGCUCCUUGAAAAGGGUGACUGGCGGCUCGUCGAUUCCACAGUAGCGGCGCUUGCUCGUGCUCCGUCAACACAGGUUCCGGAAUAUGCAUGGACGCGAGCCCGCCUGCUGUCCUUCCUUCAGACGAUCUUUCGUCUCCGUGCGCCGUACAGGCGUUUCUGGCCACAGGCUCUCGCCUUGCAACUGCAACCGAACAGCUGGAGUCAAGGGCUCGGGGUUCUCACGAAAGCCGUCGAUGAGCUCGCCUGGUUCGCGGGCGAUCGCUCUGCGGAUAUGCAAUGGUACUGGCGGCGUGCUGCUGUUGCGUCGCUACUCCAGACAACGGAGCUUUACUGGAUCGCUACCCUGCCAGACACAACGAUGCUCGAACAAAAUGCAACCUCAGACUCGUUUCAGGAUUCGGAAACCUGGAAUUUCGCGCAACGGCAGCUUGCUGAUGACUCAGCUUUCAUGACUGUCUGGUGGAGGCCAAACCAGAACCUUUCCAGUCGAUCGCAGUCGGAGAUUGUGGCGUUGCUUCGGAUUUUAGGUCAAGGUGCGUCCGCUUGGGCUCGCGCCUGGUCAAAGGGAUUCUCCUAG
Cyanidioschyzon merolae strain 10D is the source of this 927-nucleotide messenger RNA. RefSeq lists its product as hypothetical. Gene Ontology annotation, cellular component: mitochondrial inner membrane. Lineage: Eukaryota; Rhodophyta; Bangiophyceae; Cyanidiales; Cyanidiaceae. Bases 1 to 927 code for a protein of 308 amino acids. The record is from RefSeq and is a predicted model, not a curated record. Gene Ontology annotation, molecular function: lipid binding. Gene Ontology annotation, biological process: ubiquinone biosynthetic process. The transcript has a single exon.